AUGAGUCAAUCUAAUCACACCUAUCAACUUUUAAUAUCGGCUGUUGUUGGUGUUGGUCGAACAAUUGGUGGUUUACCAUUGCAACAUCCACUGGAUACAAUUCGAACUAGGGCUUUAGGAUUUUAUUCUGGAGCAGUACCGAAUACAACUCGUCGAGCCGUUAAACAAACGUAUCGUUGGCCAAUGAUGCUCUAUUUUUCCACAUUUUAUCGUGAAAAAAUUCUCUCACAGAAUUUACAACAAACUUAUCCUCGUUUACCAAAAAUACUUACUGGUUUAUCGGUUGCUAAUUUUGAAAUUAUUGCUAUUAAUCCGUUAGAACGUUUAAAAGUAUGGCUAUUGACAAGUCCACAACGAACAAGUAUCACAAAAUUUUUUCCAAAUAAUAAAACACAGCUUGUCAAAGAAUUAUAUCGUGGCACAUCAGCGUCAAAAUGUACUGUGGGUAACAUUUUUAUAUACCGAUGA
Didymodactylos carnosus is the source of this 468-nucleotide messenger RNA. The record is from the annotation of a GenBank genome assembly. Lineage: Eukaryota; Metazoa; Rotifera; Eurotatoria; Philodinida; Philodinidae.